UCUCCUUCUCAGAUUCGGAGCCCUCAGCAGCCUUUGCAAGCCAGGAUUUCCUUUGUGGGGAAAGGAAGGAAGGAAGGAAAAGAGCGGAAGGACCAUCGGGGAUGCGUCCUGCGACCCCAGAAAUGGUUCCAUGAAGGAAGAGGCCCCUGGAGACCCCCAAGAGUCCCUGCAGCCCUUUGGAGCUGCUCUGCCAGAGAGAGGAAGGAUGGAGACACCCCCUUUGGCCAAGGAGGGGAGCGGAAAAGCCCCUGUGGCUCUUCAGCCUGGGAGCUGUGGGGAGAGCUGGACCAGAACUGGGCAGAAGGUCCUGCAGGGUGGAACCAUCCUCCCUUCAGAAGUUCUGCCCUGGACCUCGAUCCGAGGCUGGAAUGAGGCUGAUGGUCCCCGAGGACUUUGCAGCCAACUCCAUGACUUGUGCAGGCGAUGGCUGAACCCAGGAAAACACAGCAAAGCUCAAAUGCUUGACCUGGUGGUUCUGGAGCGUCUCCUGGCUCUCCUGCCCCCAGACAUGGAGGGCUGGUUGCGGGAGUGUGGAGCAGAGAGCAGCUCCCAGGCGGUGGCCCUGGCGGAAGGCUUCCUCCUGAGCCAGGCAGAGGAGCAGAAGGAGCAGCUCCAGUGGCAGUGCUGCACUGUGGAGAUCAGAGAUCCUGAGGGAAAGAAGAACCCAUCAAAUCCCCCUCAGGAGCUAUUUUUCAGGAGGAACCCUUGGAAAGACAAAAGUCAGGACACCUCAGGAGAGAAACAAAGAAUGAAGCUUUCUGGUUUUUAUGACGGAGAUCAAACAGCAGUUGAAGCUCCAAAUCAAGAGGGUCUUGUGUCCUUCGAGGAGGUGGCUGUGUAUUUCUCUGAGGAGGAAUGGUCUCAGCUGGAUCCUGACCAGAAAGCGCUGCAUUCGGAAGUCAUGCUUGAAAACCAUAGGAACGUGGUCUCUCUGGGUAAUGAUGCGCAGGAGAAUCAAGAUUCCUGUGAACUGUUCCAAGUAAUCAAUGCUAAAGAUGUAACGGAGAAGUUUGGAAUUCGAAUGGAAUUCGAAAGCCAUAAGAGAAACCAGUCAAAGAAUAGGAAUCAGGAAAGCUCAUCUUCCAGUGAUACUCUGAUGCAAAAAUUUCUUGCCCAACAAGAGAAAAUAAAGAAAAAAUAUACUGGGAAAAGUGUAAAGCUAAUCAAAGCUAAAGUACAAGUAAAUGAAUACUAUUUAACCCCCCAAAAAGGAGAAGGUGCUAUAAGAAGACACAGUGGUCAAAAUAACAAUGGGACAUUCAUUCUUUCUCUGGGAAAUAAAUUCCUUACAUCUCAAAAAGUGAUUUACACAAAAGAAAAGCCAUAUAAAUGCAUAGAGUGUGGAAAGAUGUUUGCUCGUAGUGGUAAUCUUAUUUCCCAUGGAAGGAUCCACACAGGAGAAAAACCAUAUAAAUGCAUGGAAUGUGGAAAGACCUUUGCUUCUAGCAGUACACUUACUUCCCAUGAAAGGAUCCACACAGGGGAGAAGCCAUAUAAAUGCAUAGUGUGUGGAAAGACCUUUGCUCAAAGAGCUACUCUUAUUUCCCAUAAAAUUAUCCACACAAAGGAGAAGCCGUAUAAAUGUAUGGAAUGUGGAAAGACCUUUGCUCGGCGCAGUGGCCUUAGAAGCCACAAAAUGCUUCACACAGGGGAGAAGCCAUUUAAAUGCAUGGAGUGUGGAAAGACGUUUACUCAUGGCAGUGGACUUAGAAGCCACAAAAAGCUCCACACAGGAGAGAAACCAUAUAAAUGUAUAGAGUGUGGAAAGACCUUUGCUCGAAGAGCUACUCUUAUUUCCCAUAAGAUGAUCCACACAGGGGAAAAGCCAUAUAAAUGCAUGGUGUGUGGAAAGAUGUUUACUCAUGGCAGUGCACUUAGAACCCACAAAAACCUCCACACAGGAGAGAAAGCAUAUAAAUGCAUAGAGUGUGGAAAGACCUUUGCUCAAAAAGGUCAUUUUAUUUCCCAUAAGAUGACCCACACAGGGGAGAAGCCGUUUAAAUGCAUUGAGUGUGGAAAGACAUUUACUCGUGGUAGUGUACUUAGAAGCCACAAAAAGCUCCACACAGGAGAGAAACCAUAUAAAUGCAUGGAUUGUGGAAAGACCUUUGCUCUGAGCAGUAGACUUACUAUGCACAAAAAGAUACACACUGGGGAAAAGCCAUUUAAAUGCAUGGAGUGUGGAAAGACCUUUGCUCAAAGAAGUAAUCUUAUUUCUCAUAAGAUGAUCCACACAGGGGAGAAGCCGUAUAAAUGCAUGGAGUGUGGAAAGACAUUUACUCAUGGCAAUGGACUUAUGAGCCACAAAAAGAUCCACUCAGGAGAGAAACCAUUCAAAUGCAUGGAAUGUGGAAAGGCCUUUGCUCAUAGCAGUACAUUUACUUCCCAUGAAAGGAUCCACACAGGGGAGAAGCCGUAUAAAUGCAUGGAGUGUGGAAAGACCUUUGCUCAAAGCAGUACACUUACUAUCCACAAAAAGCUCCACACAGGAAAGAAACCAUUUAAAUGCAUGGAAUGUGGAAAGACUUUUGCUCUGAACAGUACACUUACUAUUCAUAAAAGGAUCCACACAGGAGAGAAACCAUUUAAAUGCAUGGUGUGUGGAAAGACCUUUGCUCAGAAAGGUCAGUUUAUAUCCCAUGAAAGGAUCCACACAGGAGAGAAGCCAUAUAAAUGCAUUGAGUGUGGAAAGAUGUUUACUCAGAGCAGUGGACUUGGAAGACACAGAAAGCUCCACACAGGAGAGAAACCAUUUAAAUGCUUGGAGUGA
Pseudonaja textilis is the source of this 2770-nucleotide messenger RNA. Lineage: Eukaryota; Metazoa; Chordata; Lepidosauria; Squamata; Elapidae. The record is from RefSeq and is a predicted model, not a curated record.